Mangifera indica (mango) is the source of this 1027-nucleotide messenger RNA. Its product is annotated as thaumatin-like protein. Gene Ontology annotation, biological process: defense response. The record is from RefSeq and is a predicted model, not a curated record. Bases 24 to 821 code for a protein of 265 amino acids. Gene Ontology annotation, cellular component: extracellular region. NCBI's taxonomy places the organism in Eukaryota, Viridiplantae, Streptophyta, Magnoliopsida, Sapindales, Anacardiaceae. The transcript has 2 exons.
CCCAGUUGCACUCAUAAUAUACAAUGAAGCUGUCUACUGCUUUUUACUUCUUCCAGCUUUGGCUUUUUAUGUUUUCUGUUAUGAUAUAUUUUUCAGGGCAAGCACUAGCUCACACUGUCACAUUUUAUGUGCAUAACAAAUGCCCCUUUCCAGUAUGGCCUGCAACUGCCCCUAACAAUGGCCAGCCGGUUAUUGAAGAUGGUGGUUUCUACCUCCCCUCUGGUGAAACUCGAAUUAUUGAAGCCCCAUGGUCAUGGAGCGGUCGAAUUUGGGGCAGAACGGGCUGCAAUUUUGCAUCUAAUUGGAAGUCUGCCUGUGAAACUGGUGACUGUGAUGGAAGACUUCAAUGCAAUGGCCUAAUAGGCAGACCACCAGCCACAUUAGUUGAGAUUUCACUACAAGCCUAUAAAGGCCAGCCAAAUUACUAUGACGUGAGUUUAGUUGACGGCUAUAACCUCCCUGUAACGGUGGCACCAAGGCAAGUAUCACGAAAUUGUACAAUUUCUGGCUGCAAGAAGAAUCUCAACACUGGCUGCCCACAAGAGCUCCAAGUUGUGAACAAAAAUGGGCAAGUGGUGGCUUGCAAAAGUGCUUGUUUGGCUUUCAAUCUUGACUCAUUUUGUUGCAGGAAUGAAUAUGGAACCCCAGAAAAGUGCAAGCCUAACUUAUACUCGAAGAUUUUCAAGGAUGCUUGUCCUGCUUAUUAUAGUUAUGCAUUUGACAUGCCACCACCAUUGAUAAAUUGUGCUUCCAAAGAAUAUGUGGUAACAUUUUGCCCUUCUAGUUGGGGCAAAAUUGAUGCCAAUAUAUCUUCGAUAUAGAUCACUUUUUAUGUAUCAUUUGUUCAAUUAUGGUCGUUUUCUGAAUUGAGUUCCAAUUGUUUGGUGAUGUUUGAUGCUUAAAACUUACAUGAAAAAAUGUAUUAGUUGGUUCAUUUAGAUUCAAGAUUGUAUUUCACAUCAAUGUUAACGUUGGCCGGUGGUUUUUCUUGUAUUAAAUUUUUCAUGUAAACAUUUGUGUUCCUGUA